CUCGAGAAUGAGCUGGACGUGGAUGACGACAGCCUUGAAGAGAUUAUUGAGAAGCUCAACUUUUACACCUGGAUAGAGUUUAAUCUUGACGACAGCGCGAUGGCGCACCAACACAACCAGUCGGUUUUUGAUUUGACGGCAGGGAAAAACAUCACCUGCCUUGUGAACCGCGCCCACAUAUCGCGAAAGAAAGGCGAUGAAGUGCGGGCUGAGCAGUGUCUAGCGCAAGCUGAAAAAUUACGAAUCGGAUCCGAUGGUGAAAAACUGAUGACGGAAGUGGACGCUGAACUAGCGUACUCCCUGAGUAGGUUAAGCGGUGCUGAAUAUCUUAACCGCGCCAUUGAACUGUACACCGAGGUUGUAGCGAAGCAGCCUCAUUGCUACGCUUGGAAAUUUGGACUAGGUUUACUACACAGACGAGCCACCCAUAGAAAUGUAUUUUGCUCC
This is a messenger RNA of Lymnaea stagnalis (great pond snail), 447 nucleotides long. The record is from the annotation of a GenBank genome assembly. Lineage: Eukaryota; Metazoa; Mollusca; Gastropoda; Lymnaeidae.